UCCACAGGUGCUAACAUUUGCACAUCCCGAGGAGUGAACACAUGCAGGGAAUGCCUCGCGGUCCACCCCAGCUGUGGCUGGUGCUUUCAGGAGGACUUUGGUCGUGGAACUGCAAGCUCAUCUCGCUGUGACCUCAAGGAGAGUUUACUGCAGAAGGGAUGCAGUCAGCAGUUUAUUGAAUACCCCACCAGCACCUUGAGUAAGCAGCAGGACAAGCCCCUGAGUGGGACGGGAUCCGGAGCAGGGUCCGAUGCCACACAGAUUUCCCCCCAGAAACUGAAAAUGAACCUGCGACCUGAUGACUCUCAGAAGUUCACGGUCCAGGUGCGGCAGGUGGAGGACUAUCCCGUGGAUCUCUACUACCUGAUGGAUCUGUCCUACUCCAUGAAGGAUGACCUGCAGAAACUCCGCACUCUGGGCAAUGAUCUGGCCACCGCCAUGGGCAAACUCACCAGCAACCUGCGCAUGGGCUUUGGGGCCUUUGUGGACAAGCCACUCUCCCCAUACAUGUUCAUUUCUCCCCAGGCUGCCAUAGACAACCCCUGCAUAGGCAUUCAGAUGACAUGUAUGCCCCAGUUCGGCUACAGGCAUGUUCUGACUCUGACGGAUCAGGUGAGCCGGUUCAAUGAGGAGGUGAAGAAGCAGGAUGUCUCUCGAAACAGAGACGCUCCUGAGGGGGGAUUUGACGCCAUCAUCCAGGCUGCUGUCUGCAAGGAGAAGAUCGGCUGGCGUCAGGGUGCUUCUCAUCUCUUGGUGUUCACCACUGAUGCCAAGACCCACGUGGCUCUGGACGGCAGACUGGCAGGCAUAGUGCAGCCUAACGAUGGGAAGUGCCACGUCGGGGAAGACAAUAACUAUGCAGGGUCCACCACUCUGGAUUAUCCAUCACUGGCCCUGCUGACGGAGAAGAUGUCUGAAAAUAACAUCAACCUAAUCUUUGCUGUCACAAACCCUGUGGAGGAACUCUACCGGAAUUACAGUGAGCUGAUCCCCGGAACCACAGUGGGGAUCCUAUCACAUGAUUCAGGGAAUGUCAUCCAGCUCAUUGUGGAUGCCUAUGCUAAAAUCCGUUCGAAGGUAGAGUUGGAACUCCUGGAUCUCCCUGAUGAGCUGUCCCUGUCCUUCAAUGCCACCUGCACAAACGGAGAGAUCAUUCCCGGGCAGAAGUCCUGCUCUGGGCUGAAGAUCGGAGACACAGUGACCUUCAGUGUGGAGGCCCGCGCCAGAGGCUGCCCCAAGGAAAAAAACAGGACCUUCACCAUCAAACCAGUGGGCUUCAAAGACUCUCUGCAGAUCACAGUGAACUUCGAGUGCGAUUGCAACUGCCAGGCCCUGGCCGUGCCCGCUAGCCCGCUCUGCAAUAACGGCAAUGGAACGUAUGAGUGCGGGAUAUGCCAGUGCCUGCCAGGGCGCUUGGGCCCACGAUGCGAGUGCUCUGAGGGAGACUACAACCCCAGCCAGCAGGAUAAGUGCAGCCCCAAGGCUAACAGUUCCAUCUGCAGCGGGCACGGCGAGUGUAUCUGUGGCCAGUGCGUGUGCCACAACACCGACUUCGGGAAGUACUGGGGCAAGUUUUGCGAGUGUGAUGACUUCAACUGUGUGAGCUACAAGAGCAAGCUCUGUUCAGGCCAUGGGAAGUGCAGCUGUGGAGACUGCCUGUGUGAUCCAGACUGGAAGGGGGAUUACUGUAACUGCUCAACACGCACAGACACCUGCAUGUCCAGCAUUGGGCUGCUGUGCAGCUCCAGGGGACAGUGUGUCUGUGGGACGUGUGAGUGCACCCAGCCCGGCGCCUACGGGGACACCUGCGAGAAAUGCCCUACCUGUCCCGAUGUCUGCACCUUCAAGAAGGAUUGUGUGGAAUGCAGAAAUUUCCAGAGGGGCAAACUCAAUGAUGACAAGACUUGCGCACGAAUCUGCAGAGAUGAAAUCAUACUGGUGAAAGACCUUGGUUUGCAUGAUAAGAAUGCUAUGAAUUGUACCUACAAAGACGAAGAUGACUGUGUGGUGAGGUUCCAGUACUAUGAGGAUGCCAGUGGAACAUCAGUCCUCUAUGUGGUCGAGGAACGAGAAUGCCCGAAGGGUCCUGACAUCCUGGUGGUCCUGUUAUCGGUGGCGGGCGCUAUCCUGCUCAUCGGCCUGGCUGCCCUGCUAAUCUGGAAGCUGCUCAUCACCAUUCACGACCGCCGCGAGUUUGCCAAGUUUGAGGAGGAGCGUGCCCACGCCAAGUGGGACACGGCUAAUAAUCCCCUGUACAAAGGAGCAACCUCCACCUUCACGAAUGUGACGUACCGUGGAAAUGCAGAGUGACACUAAGGAGCGCAGAGACUCGGGGGUGGGGGUGGUUUACAUGGGCUUGAGGGGAUUGGAAAAGAGAUUGUGAAUGUUAUCAGGAGCCAAAUUGAAAUGUAACUCAGGAUAAUCCCUCACCUGUGCAUUGUUAGUGACAUUUGGUUUCUCAUACAAAGGGGUGGGGGAAUAGGGGUAUCAGUAUUGUGGAUGUGGGGGGUAAAAUAGAACUUUGCUAACUUAAAAACAAAAAAAGAAGUUAAUUAGAAUUAUUGAAAGAUGUAAUUUAAAUUAUGCUGAAGGCAUGACAAUUUAACAAAAGAAACCCAGUACUGAGUGCUUAAUUUAUAGUGUAACUGUUACAUUGCUGUACAUCACUGAUAACUCCCUAUUUUAAUAAUUAGCAACUGCAUCUCGGCUUCUGCCUUUUUCAGAUAGCAUGGCAGAAAUAGCUAGGUAGAUUGAUGUAGUUGUUUUAUAUUUUAGAUAUAUAUAAAAUGCACACAUAGCAUCUGGGAUAGUACAUGAGAAUAAGUCGAUUUAUUUUUAACUUUUUGAAAGAUUGCAAUUGCAGAACAAUAAGAGCAGAAAAUAAAGCUUUAAAAUUCAGAGCUUCCAAAACUGCCAUUGAGCCCCCAUAUUAUAGAGAUCUUUCCUCCUAUCUGAAAUAACUAUCAUAUUCUAUAGCAGUAGCCAAAACACUAGUUCAUAUAGUGUAAUGUAGUACAGCAAAGCUUUUUGGUCCCGGCUAUAGAAUACUGUAAUGUUUUAGCAUUGUGUAUGUGCUACUGAUACUGUUGUGUUCUUCCUACAUUUUUAAAUGCUAGUUAGGACUCUGUAAUGAGUAGGGCUACACAGUUUGAAAUGGUUUUGGAGUUACUGGCUUGAGCCUCUACUGGGAGAUGGGCUUGUUCUCUGAGCUUGCGUUUGCAUGUGUGUGUGGAUGUAUUUGUAACUGAUAGAAUACAAUGAUUGGGGAGGGGGUGCCACGGACCUCCUUUCCAGGACAGAAUCACUGUCCAGCACUCAGUUACAUGUAGAGCUAUGUUUAUAAAAUGGGUAGAGAGGAUAAGAGGAGCAGUAGGCAGGGCUAGUGUCUAUGUUUGUUUAGCUACUGUGUUUCAUUAUGAUUGUUUGGACAAUUUUAACUUGAGGCAACUUUCAAGUAACCUUUAUCUGGCAACUGUAGAGAAACAAAGUUUUGAUAUAUGCUUGAAUAUUUAGUUACUGGUUGCUUUGUCAUAAAAAUGGCUUGUUAUUUUAUUGUCAAAAUACCCAGGCAGUAUGUGUAAAAGGUGGAUGCUGAAAUUCGAAAUAUGACUUCCCCUGUUGGUGAAAAAAAAGAUUGUCUUUGCAAAUGAUAGAACUAUGACAAUAAUAUGACAGCAGUGAAUGCAGAAAAUUCACAUUAGAAUACUAUACUGUACAAAUUCCCCCACUCCCCGUCCGGACACAUCCUUACUGGGUAAGGAAGAGCUAAUUCUGUUGUAUCCAUGGUGUUAUACAUAUGUAGCUUACUUUGUUUAUACACAAAUUAUCUUAUGCCUGGGCCUCUAUUAGUUACAUUAUGACGCAGGACCAAAACUGCUUUGGUUUCUACUGUUAGACUUCUUCAUUUCCAUCAGUAGCAGUUCGAGAUCAAAUUGAUUUCUAUUGGGACUCUGUCAGACCCAGUUAAAAUUUUGGGCUGGUAGGACCCAGUCUCUCAAUCCUUUCUAAUAGUGGAAGUUACCUUCUGAACGUCCAGAGUGAAGGCGUCAGUCUCUCUAACUCACACUUAUGGUGGAAGGUAACUACUGAGUGUCCAAUGCAAAGUGCAGGAAGAGAGAGGUGGGUUUAAGUUUCAGACUGCAAAAAAAUAUGUAGACAGAACAUUAGGGAUGUGAAUAUAUAACACUAUCAGGAACAUGUUAGAGUUUGAAUUAAUUCAUAAUUAGCGUGAUAUGUGAUACCUAGAGAAUAAUGCAUGUGGUAGGGUGUGAUGUGAAAAUGUAACGCCCUUCCGAGGGAUGGGAUGCUACUGAGGGUGGGCAUUAGAUUCUCAUUUAUCACACACUACCCCAUGCAGUAUUUUUUAUAAUCUGCGGUCAGCAAAUUCCUGCCAGAGUUUUAAAUUGAUGUGCUGCUUGCUGUGGGAGCUUACUCUACUUAGUCUGUGUCCAGUGAGUUAUUAGCUUGCGCUGGAGUUGCACUCUGUUGCUGGUUUUAAUGAACUCGUGUUUCUCGCAAUAUCCAUCCUGUUACUACGUGAAAUAUCAACUGAAUUAGCCCAUUCAGUUGCUCAGCAGUUAUAUAUGAUGUGUUUUUUGUAAUGUGCCAGAGAUGGAAUGGGCAGCAGCCUCAGUUUGAUAGUAGAACAAGACUGGAGUUUAAACUGACUGGUUUCAAGCUGCAGAUGGAAAUGUGACAUUUGUUCAGUACCGCAUAGGUCAAAGUAGUUGCACUUGGAAAAAAGUUUGUGGAAAAGAAAGUCAAAUCAAACUGCAGCUCCCAGAAUUCUAUUUACUGCAGAUUUAUUUUCCAGUUUCUAUCCACUGAAGCUAAAGGCUGCAACAACAAAGCAGCUCUUCACUCAUAAAAAUAUAUAUAUAUUUUAGAAAGUGUUUGUCCACCAGUCCAAUACCACUGCAAUAAUAUAGUUGCUGUUUACUGUAUUGUUAUAAAGAUAUUUGAAGACUUGUAAAGGAACUUGUAGGUUCGCUAUAAAUUACACAGGAGUGUGUUUUGAAUAGAUCAUUGUCUACUUAUGAACUCAACAGGAAACUAUGUUCUGCUAUUUGCAAAUUUGGACACAUAUAACAAAGUGUUAUGGCAACUUGUUUACUUGGAAUGCCUCCACCUCAUAUUAUACAGAUGGGCACAGCCUAGUCAUUAGCUGUAGAGCAGUGUAUGUUUGUGGAAACCUGCUGAAAUGCGUUAGUCAUUUUGCUCUGUGGAGACUCAUAACGGAAAAGCAGGAAACAUUCCUGGGCCACUAUCAGCCAGCACAUAUUUCUAAACUUUCCUGCUUCAUUUGAUACUGAACAUGACCUAAAACAUUCCAGUAAUACAUUAGUGUAUUAAUCCUAAUCUGACCUGCCUUUCAUCAUAUUGGUGUAGAAACAUAUCUCUCUGAGCUUUGAUAAACUGCAAAAAUAAAGCAGCUGUUAAUCAUAUUUCUUACUAAAGCAAGUAGGUGAUCCUCCCUGCCCUGGCUGUACAUUUUAAAUUAUUAGCAUGAUGAAAAAAUAGAGCAUGACAAAUAUCAGCAGUGUGUACAGAAUAGUAUAGAAUAAGAACUGGCAAUGAAAUGCUUCAUUUUCAUCCACAGCGGGGGGAUAAUGAUGUUGGUUGGUGUCUGUUCACUACAGUCUGCCAUAGCUUUGUGGACUUUAUGAGAAUGAACUGUGCUGGUUUACAUUGUGACUUCACUGCUCAAGGCAAGGAGCUGUGGUACUGGUGUGCUGAACCAUUGGAGAUGUACGUGCUUUAGGACUUGGUCAAGCAGACAAAUCAUCUUUUGCAUAGUGGCUUGCUUAUAUUCUUAUAUGUAACACAACCCAUUGUAUAAAGGAUACAGUAAUGCCCAGUUGGGUCGAGGUUAUAUGAAUAGGAAAAUACUAGGUUCAUAUUUAUGAAACUGUUGUUAAUAAAACCACCUAUAGUGCAGAAUAGUUUCAGGAAUAUCAAACUUGGUUUUAUUAAGAACAACAGACUUUAAAUGACUUACAAGUUAAAAAGUUUGCCUGAUUUCUUAUGCUUAUAUUUUGACCACGACAAUUUUAAUACAUUUGGAAUUGAUCACACAAACCCAACAUGUUGCUUGUUUCCCUCUGCUGUUAUAUUGACAGGUGAUGUUGGAUAGCUUCUUAGAGGACAAAGCCUUGCUUUAUAUCUUCAUAAAGGACACUGCAACUUUCAUUUAUUUUAUUCACACUGUAUUGCGCUGAUUUCUACGCCUUUUGGAUGUAUUUUUUUUUUUUUGUAAAUAUUUUUUACUGUAAAAGGUUGUUAAGGGAUUCUGUUAAACUUUUUUUUUUUA
This is a messenger RNA of Polyodon spathula (Mississippi paddlefish), 6310 nucleotides long. Its product is annotated as integrin beta-3-like. The coding region runs from base 283 to 2310 and encodes 675 amino acids. Gene Ontology annotation, molecular function: integrin binding; fibronectin binding; fibrinogen binding. The record is from RefSeq and is a predicted model, not a curated record. Gene Ontology annotation, cellular component: integrin complex; focal adhesion; cell surface. The transcript is spliced from 14 exons. Lineage: Eukaryota; Metazoa; Chordata; Actinopteri; Acipenseriformes; Polyodontidae. Gene Ontology annotation, biological process: cell adhesion mediated by integrin; cell migration; cell-matrix adhesion.